AUGACAGCGAAAGGAGCAAUGAAGGAGCAGGAAAAGGACGCAGAAAAGCUGGAUGUUAACGGCUUGAAAGACGCGUUGGAGGAUGCUGAUCCCCUAUCGGAAACACAUUCUGAAAAGGGCAAAACUAGCACAGAUACAUCGUCUGGUGAGAAGACAGGCUUGAAGGAACCCAGUGUCGCCCCGCACACGUCUAUGCCCAAGGAGCAAGAAAAGGACAACGAUUCAGAAUCAGAUCCACAUAUGGAGCAGCUAAUUUCGAUGUUCCCUGACUUGCACAAAGCAACAAUAUCUGAUAUUUUGCGUGCCAAGAAAGGCAAUGUGGAAGCAGCCAUUCCUUUGCUCUUACAAAUCUCGGACCCUGAAUCUAACCCUACUCCUGCCACCCGUUAUGAUACUAUACAGAGCUCUCCCUACUAUGCCAAUUACACUUCGCCUUCGUCAUUAUUGCAGAACCAGAAUCAGGACCAGAUGCGGCACGGCGAUUGGGACCCAACACAAUUGCAUUACCACCCGCGCGUACGGCAUCCUCGCCCCAGUACCCAUGUGCAAAUGCAAGAGCCCCAGUAUCAUACGACUAAUCCUUGGCCAGGACCUGAAGAAGCUCGGCAAUGGCAGGAGAACUUUAAUCGAUUUACGGAAGUGGGCUUGGCCAAGAUGGGCUCUACAUUCUCGUCGCUGCGUCAAAAGGCAGAGACAGCGCUUCGGAACCAUGAUAUCCAGAACCGUAUUUCGAAGUACCGUGGGCGUGGUGGUUUCAACGCGACGGCAUUCUUCCGUCCUGAUAUGACAUAUCAGACCUCUUCGGGAGGCUGGGAACAGGGGACUGAGAUGCACCGUCCGAUGUACGACAAUGACCCCCCACACGUUAUUGACGAAGAUAUUGACAAGCUCGUUAAUCCACGUACCCCAAGUGGGAUUCCUUCGCAGAAGGAGCGCGAAAAGGACAGUGAACCUGUGCCCAUUCUUCCCCCUCGACCUCCCGCCAAGACACCGAAACCUUCGUGGGGCCAAAGAUACGCUGGAAAAUCGGCUAGUACCACAGCAGAGACCAAAGAUCAGGCUGUGAGUAAGGGCUCUUCCCCGAGUAAAGAAAAGAAUGGCAAAGAAGAGGUCACGAAAGACAAAAACAAGAAGGAUGAGAAAGCGGAAGCCACGCCGAACGAAAAACCGGACGUGGACAAGUCAACUCCUUCAAAAGAGAGCAAUGAGAAAGAGGUUAAGAAAGAGGCACCUUCAACCAAGGACACAGAACCAGCAGCAGAUGAUGACGAGUAUAUCGACAAUCCAUUUGACGAUGAAGAUUAG
Malassezia pachydermatis is the source of this 1305-nucleotide messenger RNA. RefSeq lists its product as hypothetical. Gene Ontology annotation, cellular component: cytoplasm. Bases 1 to 1305 code for a protein of 434 amino acids. The record is from RefSeq and is a predicted model, not a curated record. Gene Ontology annotation, molecular function: ubiquitin conjugating enzyme binding; ubiquitin binding. Lineage: Eukaryota; Fungi; Basidiomycota; Malasseziomycetes; Malasseziales; Malasseziaceae. Gene Ontology annotation, biological process: ubiquitin-dependent protein catabolic process. The transcript has 2 exons.